AUGAUGAUCCGACAUAUACUUAUACAGGACCAAAACAGCAACUGCAACAUAGCAAUGGCUUGGGUACCAGAAGGAAAAAGAAGAAGAGGAAGACCAAAGACCACCUGGAGGCGAACGGUUGAAAAAAAAAGAAAGAAAGAAAGAAAGAAAGAAAGAAAGAAAGAAAGAAAGAAAGAAAGGAGCAUGGGAAUUAUGGGACGAAGUGAGGACCAAAGCAGCCAACCGAAAAAAGUGA
This is a messenger RNA of Porites evermanni, 235 nucleotides long. The record is from the annotation of a GenBank genome assembly. NCBI's taxonomy places the organism in Eukaryota, Metazoa, Cnidaria, Anthozoa, Scleractinia, Poritidae.